Messenger RNA from Periconia digitata, 582 nucleotides. The record is from the annotation of a GenBank genome assembly. Lineage: Eukaryota; Fungi; Ascomycota; Dothideomycetes; Pleosporales; Periconiaceae.
UCGCUGCUGGCGCCAGCCACAAGGAGUCAUGCCCUCGCUCGUUCGCCGCGAUCAGCACUGGGUAUUCCCAGGAUGCGCCUAACGACUCAGCAAGCAAGUCAACUCCCGCCUAUACUUACUGACACACAUGUACCGUAUUCUCGCAGCUGUUUGUGCCGACAUGUAGAAACAUCCGAACAGGCGUAUGUGUGUGCAGUGUUUGGUGAGAAGCGUAGUGCGCUCCACUACGGUCACUCGUGCGGUGGUGCCUACUGCCCCUAUAUUUGGAAGCCGGCCACACUGACGCUAGACGCAACACCCCAACGACAGACAUGGCGAGUUACCAACCAACAUUCAUCCAACCAACCAACCAGACAACCAACUCCAUGUUGGAGCGGGGGGCGAGGCCGCUCGGAGAGUAGCGUGGUGAAGCAGCCGGACGUUUCGCAAACGCCCAGAAACACGUUGGUGGUUGUACGCAAUCUCUCAGAGUUAUGCCUUUUCCAAACGCCGCCAAGGUCAUGGUCGGCGGCUGGUAGAACUGCUCCACCACUUCCCCGAUGGCGGGCUGCGCCAGGGUAUCCAACAGCAAAAAAGAAAUGA